AUGCCAGUGCAGCUGUUGCAGAGCACUUUUGAGGAUCCCUGCCGAGCCUUUGAUUUCUCCGACUUGGGUGAUGCAGAGCUGCAGAAGGGUGACGCAGCAGGAGCCCUUGCCGCCUUCAACGCCGCUCUUGAGGUGGAGCCACGGUGGCCGGUGAUAUGGCUACAUCGAGCUCAAGGCAAACUGGAGCAUGGAGACUUUCAGGGUGCGAUUGAAGAUGCUUCAGCCACACUGGAGCAUUUGUGCAAAUCCAAGUGGGGCUUCUGGGUGACUGCUUGGGCCAUCUUGUCGACAGCUUCAGCCAAUCAUCCGGCCUUUGAUCCAGGUGAAAAGCAGGUCAAUAAGGAGCAUAUCGGAGAUGGGCUGACCUUGGCCGACGAUCCAGAGUUUGCGAAAAAGCCCGAAGCAGCUUAUGCCCUCGAGGACCCCGCGUGUGAAGAGGCGCCGGGCUGGUCGGAGUAUCGUUCUCAGCUGAUGGCCUUGGUAGCCAUCGAGUGGCAGGAUGCUGCCGCCUUGGCCUACGAGUGGAUGAAUUCUCGAGGCAUGAUGAAGACAAAGAUCAUGGACGACGAAGCCAAACACUGCUUGCCUGGCGUUGUUGCCUCUCUCCACCUCUUGGUGCGCUUUUCCUUGGAAGAGGACGGCAGCUGGGAGUCCGCUGUGUACAUGACCCGUUGUCUCAGCGGUUAUGCGUCUAGUAUGCAUCCUGACAAGUUCGACCAGAUCACCGCGAACGGAACACGAUGGCCUGUGACAGUAGCCGAGAUGGAUUCCAUUCGACGGAGGCUGGCCGUGGCUUCAGCCAACAGGACCACUACUUCGUGGAAGAAUGAAGCUGGGGAGAGCUACGUUGGCAAUGCCUUUACCAUGAUGGGGACAGACGAGGUAGAACCUGGCAUCAGCAUGAAGAAUUCUGUGCGGGUGUACGUCUAUGAUGUGGAGGAUUACUUUGAGCUCAGGGUGCUGGCGAGAGGAGCAUCAUUCUGUCGCGAGAACCAAUGGGGCUUCGAAGUUGGCUUGCACGAGUGGUUCCUUGCAUGUCCUUGCCGCACCGAAGAUCCUUUGGAGGCAUCCUGCGUUGUACCUUCUGGCAUUCUAUUUGCCAUCUCUUCUGGCAUAUCUUCUGACAUUCUUACUUGCAUUCCAUAG
Durusdinium trenchii is the source of this 1146-nucleotide messenger RNA. The record is from the annotation of a GenBank genome assembly. Lineage: Eukaryota; Dinophyceae; Suessiales; Symbiodiniaceae.